Molecule: messenger RNA, 708 nt
Organism: Lycium barbarum (goji berry)
Lineage: Eukaryota; Viridiplantae; Streptophyta; Magnoliopsida; Solanales; Solanaceae
Exons: 2
Coding region: 218-550 (110 amino acids)
Source: RefSeq, a predicted model, not a curated record
UCCAUAAUUUCAUAUCUCCUUGUUCCUUUUGCUCCAAACUUUUUGAUUCCAUCAAAUGAAAAUUUUCUGCCCUAUGAGCUUUGCUCAUAACCUCAUCUUUAAGUCAAGAAAAUGUUUUCUUUUGUAGUUUUUAAAGAAAAUUUUCUUUGAGUUUUUUUUCCCAAAAUAGAAUUUUGAAAUAAUAUAUCUUUACGGAAUUUUUGAAAGAGAUAAAUAAAUGGAGAAUUCAUCAAUGGGAGCUGGAAUUAUGGCUGUUUUUGCAGUCUCUGGUGGUGUUGUCCUUCUUGCAUCGAAAGUCCAUAAACACCUCCUUUCUGAUUUCAUGGAGAAGAUAGAAUUUGAAAUUAGAUUGGAGAAACACCAACAAAAGAAGAAGGUGAAGUUUUCCAAUGAAGUUGUGAAGUUGGGCCCCCAAUUAGAGAAAGGUGAAGAUGUUGAUCAUAAUCCAAAGAGGAGGAGUAAUCCAAAGAGCUUUGAAUCCAUGCCUUUGAAUUGGCAAGCUCUUUAUAAAGGAAUCCUCCAACAUAAGUCCCUCAAACACUACAACUAAAAUUUUGUAUUAUUUACUCAAAUAUAUGGUUUUGGUAAUUUUGGAAUAUGUUUUUGUAACUUGUUGAAUUAUAAAUAAAUAAAUAAAUAAAUAAAGAUAAGGGAAUCAAAGGAAAUUAUUGACUCAUGCCCCCUCCCCCUCCCCCUCUCUCUCUCACA